ACCUACCCAUUCUUCCAUAUUGUUUCCUCUGAUUGGGGUUCUCGCCAGACCGAUGCUUCUGAGUUGUCCAACUCAGCAAGCCACCAUCGGGAAGCAACGAUAUUGUUCAGAUGCAAGAGGGCUCGACUUGCAGCCAACAUAUGUCACAACACAUCGAGAUGGCUUUGCCCACCCGACAUAGCCCUGACACGAGCCUCCACGGGAGUCGGUCCCUCGACCGGGUGGGUGUUCCUAUACGACGCCAACGCACAACGUUGACAUUGGGUGCUUGUACCGUUAUGGAAAACUCUUGCCAUGGUGUCACACCCCUGACACGGCCUGGGUCCCCACCGCCCAUGUAUCCAGGGCCAGGUGAGAUAAGGUCUGAGACGGCGCUGCCAAAUACUGCAGGAUACCGCAGUACCUGCGACUCACAUGAAUGACACCAUGUUCAUGCACAGGGCACCCCGUUUGUGUCGGUUAGCCAUGGUCAAUACCAAGGAUGAUCGACGACGGUGGUUGGGGACAACGUGGCAUUGCCUCUCUGGGGGGGGG
Molecule: messenger RNA, 534 nt
Organism: Pseudomassariella vexata
Lineage: Eukaryota; Fungi; Ascomycota; Sordariomycetes; Amphisphaeriales; Pseudomassariaceae
Exons: 1
Coding region: 111-422 (103 amino acids)
Source: RefSeq, a predicted model, not a curated record